CGUGCCGCAGCGGACCCGAGCCGCGGGACUCACCGAGCUUAAUCCGCCGGCGUCUUGUCCAUGUGACUUUGAUCCUCUUAGGGCGCGGGCACUCAUCCCGCGCCGCCUCGGCCUUCAGCGGACACAGAUGGCGAGCGGCGGCCAGAAAGUGGUUUUGAUCACCGGCUGCUCGUCGGGCAUCGGCCUGAGGAUGGCCGUCAUGCUGGCCAAGGACGCGGACAAGCGCUACCAUGUGGUGGCUACCAUGCGGGACCUGAAGCGCAAGGACAAGUUGGUGGAAGCCGCCGGCGAGGCGUAUGGGAAAACGCUCUCUCUGGCCGUGCUGGACGUGUGCAGCGACCAGUCGGUCAAACGGUGCAUCGACGGCAUCAAGGAUCGCCACGUCGAUGUCCUGAUCAACAACGCGGGCAUCGGCCUGGUGGGCCCCCUGGAGAGCAUUCCUAUCGAGGAGAUGAAGAAGGUGUUCGAAACCAACGUCUUCGGCGUGAUCCGAAUGAUCAAGGAAGUGAUGCCUGACAUGAAGAGACGCAAAGGGGGGCACAUCAUCGUGGUCAGCAGUGUCAUGGGACUCCAAGGAGUGGUCUUCAACGACGUCUACGCGGCUUCCAAGUUUGCCAUGGAGGGCUUCUGCGAGAGUCUGGCCGUGCAGCUGCUCAAGUUCAACGUCACCUUGUCGAUGAUCGAGCCCGGCCCAGUUCACACGGAGUUUGAGGCCAAGAUGAUACAAGACGUGCGGCAGAAGGAGUACCCGGGGACCGACCCGGACACUGUGCACGACUUCAAGAACGUCUACCUGCCGUCUUCCGUGGACAUUUUUGAGACGUUGGGACAAACGCCGGAUGACAUAGCCAGAUGCACCAAGAAGGUGAUGGAAGCCAGCAGUCCGCGAUUCCGCAAUCUCACCAACCCUUUGUACACGCCCAUAGUGGCCCUCAAGUACGCCGACGAGACGGGCGGCCUGUCGGUCCGCGCCUUCUACCACAUGCUCUUCAACCUGGGCUCGCUCAUGCACAUCAGCAUGAGCGCCAUGAAGUACCUCACCUGCGGCUGUCUGAGGAGCCGCGCCGUGUCGCCAAACUAA
Messenger RNA from Hippocampus zosterae (dwarf seahorse), 1081 nucleotides. Its product is annotated as retinol dehydrogenase 8-like. Gene Ontology annotation, molecular function: estradiol 17-beta-dehydrogenase [NAD(P)+] activity. Lineage: Eukaryota; Metazoa; Chordata; Actinopteri; Syngnathiformes; Syngnathidae. The record is from RefSeq and is a predicted model, not a curated record. Gene Ontology annotation, cellular component: cytoplasm. Gene Ontology annotation, biological process: estrogen biosynthetic process. Bases 128 to 1081 code for a protein of 317 amino acids. The transcript is spliced from 6 exons.